CAGCGAGUAAGGAAUUGUGCUCUGCAUAUCUACUCCCGUUCCCGGUUGCUCCCCGUCGCAGGACCGUGGCAAGGGCGCACAAGUGCCAAUUGAUCCACUACACGGGCGAAAAGCAAGACACGUACUGUAGAGAGUGUUGGAGCUGAUGGUGAUCCUGACCAGUAUAAAUGGGAGCCAGCUUGCGUGACGUUACGCUGCGACUUUCCCUUUUGCGCUCACCACUUCCAAUCUCCUUUAUCGGUGCCCAUCCAGCGCAAGAUAACCGACGCUCGGCGCCCCUACCCCUCCCUCUUUUGCACAUCAAGAUGGUCCGCCUCACCGCCUUGCCCGUCGCACUGGGCCUGCUCGUGCUCAGCGCCAUUGGCUCCGUCUCUGCUGGCCUUGCGCCUCGUGCAGCAGCCGACAAUACAGUGCAUGUGACGUCUGCAAAGGAUCUCUGUCUCAUCCUGCCACGGAGUAAGCACACCAACAUCGGUGACUCCGAGCAUCCAGGCGGUAUGAGGUCCUUCUGCAACAAGCCAUACGGCAACCAAGGCCAGCUUCCUAGCAACUUCUGGACGGAGGCACAUUUUUCGAGCAAGAACGGUCGCAGCGGCAAGCGCCAGGUUCAAGUGACCGGCUGCAUCAACCCGCGCUCCUCUUCGCAGCUCAAUGCGAACGAUGGCGGCGGUCAGUACGACAGCUCGGGAGGUGUAGGCGGUCGGGGUAACCCAGAGGGUUCCGUCUGCACUGGCUACAAGCACUACGUCGAGAUUGUCGAGCCAGAUGCGCGAAGAGCAUGCAUCCGCUGUUGCGACUCGAUGUCGGACUGUGACGUCUCGCGCGACACAGCUGGCUGCCCAACGGUCAUCCCUGGCAACUAUGGCAGCUGUCGCUGAACGUGAGCGCUCAGCGCGCCCACCACGGUUGCCCAUCUAGCAUCGAAAGGGCGCCCUCUUGAUACUCGCGUAUCUUUAUUUCAUUUCGGGUUCGAUCUAUAACACUUGAGCUCGCUUCGCUUUGCUGCAUGUGCAUCUCCAGUCAUCACGCAUCACGUUUCCUCCACGCACUUGCUGGACCGGGGGUGUCGGUGGAUGCCGGAUGGCCCAAAGCAUUGUAGAUAUUUGUGGACAUGGCGGUUGUGGCUCAGUACAUACUUGCCGUGCGGCGACCCUUCCGUCUUUGUGUAUGAUGCUAUGUACUUCCGAUGAGGCGAUGAG
Tilletiaria anomala UBC 951 is the source of this 1199-nucleotide messenger RNA. RefSeq lists its product as uncharacterized. The coding region runs from base 306 to 878 and encodes 190 amino acids. The transcript has 5 exons. The record is from RefSeq and is a predicted model, not a curated record. Lineage: Eukaryota; Fungi; Basidiomycota; Exobasidiomycetes; Georgefischeriales; Tilletiariaceae.